AUGGCCGGGGGUUCCAAAAGAUACAAGAAAGAUAGUAAUUAUGCGGAGAGAAAAGGUAAAAGGAAAAAGAAGGAAGAUGAAGAAGAAGUAUUUGAUGAAGAUACUCUUACCGAUGUAAAUGUUGAAGAUGGAGUACCUGAUGCAGCUAAGAAAAAUGUAGAAGCUAGUGAUGUAGGUCUGGAAGAUGAGUUUGGAGCCAAAGAUUAUAGAAAACAGCUGAUACUUAAAAGUGAUUUUGGAAAUAGACCUUUAUAUGUGGGACCUAAUGGACAUAUUUUUCUUGAAUCAUUUUCUCCAGUUUAUAAGCAUGCUCAUGACUUCUUGAUAGCUAUAGCAGAACCAGUAUGCCGACCUGAGCAUAUUCAUGAGUAUAAGCUGACUGCUUAUUCAUUAUAUGCGGCUGUUAGCGUAGGUUUAGAAACCAAUGAUAUCAUUGAAUAUUUGAAGAGACUGAGCAAAACAACUAUUCCGAAUGGAAUUGAAGAAUUCAUCAAACUGUGUACACUUUCAUAUGGAAAAGUAAAAUUAGUGCUAAAGCAUAACAAAUAUUUUAUCGAAUCGCCAUUUCCUGAUGUUCUUCAAAAACUAUUGAAGGAUCCUGUUAUACAAGAAUGUAGGCUGCGUCGGGAUGCUGAAUUGAUAACCCAAAUUGAUGAAAAGAAAACAGCUCCAUCUUUUGGUGCUAAGCCAAUUACUAGUGCUCCCGAACAAACUGAUGUAACAACUGCAGAAGCAGUUCCAGAAGAUAUAUCUGAUUUUUACUCAAAAAUGGAUAAAGCUGAUGAAGAAGACGAUGAAGAUAAUCAAACAAGUACUGUUUCAUUUGAAGUUAAUCAGGAAAAAAUAGAAGUAAUACAAAAGAGGUGUAUCGAACUCGAGUAUCCCCUGCUGGCUGAGUAUGAUUUUCGGAAUGACACAGUUAAUCAAGACAUAAAUAUAGACUUAAAACCUUCAGCUGUCUUAAGACCCUAUCAAGAAAAGAGCUUGAGGAAAAUGUUUGGAAAUGGUCGAGCCAGAUCUGGAGUUAUUGUUUUACCUUGCGGUGCUGGAAAAAGUUUAGUUGGUGUCACUGCUUGUUGUACAGUAAGAAAAAGAGCUCUUGUUCUAUGUAACUCUGGAGUCUCAGUAGAGCAAUGGAAACAACAGUUUAAAAUGUGGUCUACAGCUGAUGAUAGCAUGAUUUGUCGAUUCACUUCUGAAGCUAAGGAUAAACCAAUGGGAUGCGGUAUACUUGUCACAACAUAUUCUAUGAUAACUCACACUCAAAAGAGAUCAUGGGAAGCAGAACAAACUAUGAAAUGGCUUCAAACACAAGAAUGGGGAAUUAUGGUUCUAGACGAGGUACAUACGAUUCCUGCGAAAAUGUUCAGAAGAGUAUUAACCAUUGUUCAAUCGCACUGUAAACUUGGUCUUACUGCCACUCUUCUCAGAGAAGAUGAUAAAAUAGCAGAUUUAAAUUUUUUGAUUGGUCCAAAGUUAUUUGAAGCAAAUUGGUUAGAACUUCAAUCUCGUGGUUACAUAGCCAGAGUCCAGUGUGCCGAAGUUUGGUGUCCCAUGACUCCAGAAUUCUAUAAAGAGUAUUUACAAUGUCGAACUUCAAAGAAAUUGUUGCUGUAUGUUAUGAACCCAAACAAGUUCCGAGCUGCUCAAUUUUUAAUCCGAUACCAUGAGAAAAGAGGUGAUAAAACAAUUGUCUUCUCAGAUAAUGUUUUUGCUCUUAAACAUUAUGCUAUAAAAAUGAAUAAACCAUACAUUUAUGGUCCUACAUCUCAGAGUGAAAGAAUUCAGAUACUUCAGAAUUUUAAGUUUAAUCCGAAAGUCAACACAAUAUUUGUGAGUAAGGUUGCUGAUACAUCUUUUGAUUUACCAGAAGCUAAUGUAUUGAUUCAAAUUUCUUCACAUGGAGGGUCGAGAAGACAAGAAGCACAACGUCUGGGCAGAAUUCUUAGAGCAAAGAAAGGAGCAAUUGCUGAAGAAUACAAUGCUUUCUUCUAUACAUUGGUUUCCCAAGAUACCAUAGAGAUGGGCUAUUCCAGGAAGCGACAAAGAUUUCUUGUUAAUCAAGGUUAUUCCUAUAAAGUCAUUACAAGACUUGCAGGCAUGGAUGAGGAUCAGGAUUUGCUUUACAAGACACGAGACGAACAAGGGCUACUUCUCCAGCAAGUUCUAGCAGCUUCCGAUAUUGACGCUGAUGAAGAGCGAGUUCCUGGCGAUCCAACCCAUGGGGGUCGUUUUGGUGGAGCAAGGAGGGCCCAUGGUUCCAUGGCAUCCAUGUCAGGAGCAGAUGAUGCUGUUUACAUGGAGUACAAGAGGCCUGCUAGCAAGCAUCCUCUUUUUAAGAAAUUCAGAGGAUAG
This is a messenger RNA of Nezara viridula (southern green stink bug), 2355 nucleotides long. Lineage: Eukaryota; Metazoa; Arthropoda; Insecta; Hemiptera; Pentatomidae. The record is from the annotation of a GenBank genome assembly.